AGAAGAAGAACGAGUUUCGCGUCAGCAGUGUUCUUUGAGCUAAGCUAAGCUAAGCUCUCAGCAGCGAUGCUGUUUUCUCUAGACUUGGAAAGCAGCCAAGCAACGUCAGGGAUGACCUGACGAUGACAUCAUCUUAUUUCUCUGGCCCCUUCCUGCAUCACCUGAUGGGUGACGGGUACCACAACUCCCGCACACUUUACUAUUGACUGAGUAUUGACUGUCACUGUCCUACACCCUGAGCUCAACUCUUGUCCUCACUGCAGCGUCCUCUGUCUUCCGAGUCCUCAGACAGACUUGGACCGAGCUCUGCUCGCUCACACCUCAAAUCACAGAGGCUGUACCAGGAGAUUAAAAAAGACAAUGUAUUGCUUACAGUGGCUCCUUCCUGUGCUGCUCAUCCCAAAGCCGCUGAACCCGGCGUUGUGGUUCAACCACUCCAUGUUCAUGGGCUUCUACCUGCUCAGCUUCCUGCUGGAGAGGAAGCCCUGCACCAUCUGUGCCUUAGUCUUCCUGGCCGCCCUCUUCCUAAUCUGCUACAGCUGCUGGGGAAACUGCUUCCUCUACCACUGCCACGACACUGCACUGCCCAACGCCGCCCAUGACCCGGCCAUUGUCGGCACCUAGGAGAGAGGAGCAGGUGUGCGGUGACGUGUGGGUGAAGGGCUGAGAUGGCUUCUUCUGGGUGUUAUUGUGGCCGGAUUCUGCCGUGCUGUGGGAGGGGGCGGAACUACACUUUAGCAUAACUGGGAGAAUAUGGUGAUUGCUUUAGGAGAGUACCAUGGAGGACGCUCAGCCAACUGAAACACGAGGACAAAAUCUGUGAAAGCCAUUUACCAAACUGAGAGACAGGGAGAUGAUGGGAGCAGACGUCGCGGCUACAAGAGAACAAACUUCAAUUUUGCUUCCAGCAACUUUUGAUUCAGUCAUUUGCAAAACCAGUCAGAGGCCAGACUGCAGGAUGGUCUUUGUACAGAAUUUUUUAAGGC
This is a messenger RNA of Thalassophryne amazonica, 986 nucleotides long. RefSeq names its product bladder cancer-associated protein. The coding region runs from base 361 to 624 and encodes 87 amino acids. The record is from RefSeq and is a predicted model, not a curated record. Lineage: Eukaryota; Metazoa; Chordata; Actinopteri; Batrachoidiformes; Batrachoididae. The transcript has 2 exons.